Trichoderma gamsii is the source of this 843-nucleotide messenger RNA. RefSeq lists its product as hypothetical. The transcript is spliced from 2 exons. The record is from RefSeq and is a predicted model, not a curated record. Gene Ontology annotation, biological process: rRNA (guanine-N7)-methylation. Gene Ontology annotation, molecular function: rRNA (guanine) methyltransferase activity. NCBI's taxonomy places the organism in Eukaryota, Fungi, Ascomycota, Sordariomycetes, Hypocreales, Hypocreaceae. Gene Ontology annotation, cellular component: nucleolus. The coding region runs from base 1 to 843 and encodes 280 amino acids.
AUGUCUCGCCCCGAGGACUCUCUCGCGGCCGACGUCCACUACGACGACACCGAAGCCCGCAAAUACACCACCAGCUCCCGUAUCCAAAACAUCCAAGCCUCCAUGACCCGCCGCGCCCUCGAGCUGCUCGACCUCAAAGCGCCCUCCCUCAUUCUCGACAUCGGCUGCGGCAGCGGCCUCUCCGGCGAGAUCCUCUCCGCCGUCGACCCCUCCGACGGCGGGCCGCACACCUGGAUCGGCAUGGAUGUCUCGCCCUCCAUGCUGGACAUUGCGCUGCAGCGCGACGUCGAGGGUGACCUGAUGCUUGCCGACAUUGGCCAGGGCGUGCCCUUCCGCGCGGGCUCCUUCGACGCCGCCAUCAGCAUCUCCGCCAUCCAGUGGCUUUGUAGCGCAGAAUCGAGCGAGACUUCGCCUACGGGACGGCUCAAUCGCUUCUUCAACGGUCUGUAUGCGUCGCUGCGUAGAGGGGGCCGUGCUGUAUGCCAGUUUUACCCCAAGAACGACACCCAGCGCAACAUGAUCACCCAGGCUGCCGUCAAGGCCGGCUUCGGCGCCGGUCUCCUUGAGGACGACCCCGGCACCAAGAACGUCAAGCUGUAUCUCGUCCUUACUGUGGGCAAUAAUGACAACGAAGGUGGCAACACAGACAUCACUGGUGUGGUCAGCGGCAUGGACAACGUUGAUGUUCUGGACGCCAGGAAGAGACUCAAGGCGAACAACACCCAGGUUAAGAAAGGAAGCAAGGCGUGGAUCGUCAAGAAGAAGGAGCAGAUGGAGCGAAAAGGAAAGAUUGUCAAGGCCACGUCCAAGUACACCGGCCGCAAGCGUCGCAUUCAGUUUUAA